This is a messenger RNA of Penicillium odoratum, 444 nucleotides long. RefSeq lists its product as uncharacterized. NCBI's taxonomy places the organism in Eukaryota, Fungi, Ascomycota, Eurotiomycetes, Eurotiales, Aspergillaceae. The transcript has 3 exons. The coding region runs from base 1 to 444 and encodes 147 amino acids. The record is from RefSeq and is a predicted model, not a curated record.
AUGCCGAUGAUUUGGGACCAUGCUGCGGAUUUGAAGUUGUUGAUCGCUUUUUCGACAACUGGAAGUCCGGAUUUUGCGGCCGUCGCAAACCUCAUGGGAGAUGGUGUCUCGGUGUCGGCUAUUAAACAUCGCCUCGUUCGCAUCCGCGAACAGAUUGGAAUGCCCUCUGCCCGCCAGGUCAAGCAGAACACAAAGACCAGGGCUCAGGCCUCGGGCUCAGGUUCUGCUUCGGCUUCGGCCUCAUCCAGCGGCAAGAGCCGCAUUCAGAAGACCGCCGCUGGCGCCAAAGGUCCUGUUCAUGCAGCAGAGGGCCUGAUCGCCACUGCCGGCAAGGGUAAGAGGAAGGCAGAGUCUUCCGAUGAAGAAGAGGAGGGGGAAGACGAGGAGAUGGAAGAGGAGGCUGAGGAGGAUGAGGAUGAGGGCGGAGACUAUUACGCCUGUUAG